GUUAAACAAAUAGAAAGCAAAAUAUUAGCACUACCGACAAACAAAUCAAUAGACACGGUUGAGCUGUUUCGUAAAUUAGAUGAAGCAACUGGUCCUUUAGAUACCACCUGGGGUACAGCCAAAGCCUUGUAUUUAGGAAAUAGCACGCUUAUACCAACUAAAACAUAUAUGAAUAUACACGAUCGUGCUCGAAAGGCCAGAGCUUCCAAAUUUUGCAGCAAAUCAAUAUAUGAUGCUUUACAAAAAGAAAAAAAAGCGAUUGUUGGCACCUUUGAGGAGCGGCUGCUGCGGAAGUAUUUAUUAGAAGGCGGACUGAAUGGUUUGGGCUUAAAAGACGAUACUCGUGCAAGCUUGAAGGACGUUUUACUACGUCUAGGAAGGGAACGCGCAAAUUUUAAAAACAAAGUAAACAUAUCUAUGCACAGCUUUGCGCACUUAAUUAAAGAUUACCAAUUGGUUCGCGAUUUUCCGUCUACACUUUUGGAAGCGACUAUAAUUGAUAACAACAACACAAAUCAAGGUCCUUGGAAGUUUACAUUGCAGCCGCAAGUUGUUGAUGGGUUUUUAAAACAUUGCCCGGAUCGAAUACACCGUUGGAAUAUCUGGCGAGCUAAUGUACGCAAAGCCUCCACUCAUAUGGACAAGAGUUUAGAAAAUAGCACACACAUAGAAAAGAUAAGGUCAUUGCGAAAACGGCAGGCCAAUAUUUUAGGCUACCCAAAUUACGCUACCAUGUCCAUGCAGACGAAAAUGGCCAGCAGCAUAUCUAACUUGAAGCAAAUAUUUUCCAAAUUGCUACAAUUCGCAGGACCGGCUCAAUCCGUAGAAAUCGAACAACUACAAAAUUUCGCCACAGCUAGUGGCUUUGAACACAGGUUAGACGUCUACGAUGUUAGUUAUUGGCAGCGCAAAUAUCUUCUAUCGAAGUAUAAACUUGACGAGGAGACUCUUCGAAAAUAUUUCCCAUUGCCGAAAACACUCUCUGGGCUGUUUGCUUUUAGUGAAAGUUUGUUUGGCAUUAAAAUUGUGGAACGUACGGAUGCACAGAUUUGGCAACCUCUUGUAAAAUACUAUGAUGUUUACGACAACGAUCGGGGAUUAAAAUCAGUUGGUGGCUUUUAUAUUGAUUGUUACUCCAAAGAAAAUAAACUUGGAAAAAAUAAUGGAUGGAUGGUCAGCAUCCGUAAUCGUAAUAACUCCGCUAAAUUGUCGCCACUUUGUGCCCUGAUAUUUAAUUUUACCCCGCCAUCAGGGAAUGGGCCUUGUUUGCUUAGUAUGGAUGACUUGCGAAUGGUUUUCAAAACUUUCGGUUCGGCAUUACAGCACAUAUUGACAGAAGCUCCAUUUACGGAUUUAGCUGGCCUGUCAAAUAUUGAAUGGAACGCAUCUCAAGUUGCAGGAUGCGUUCUAAGUAAUUUCCUCGAUAAUCCGUCUAUUUUGAAAACCAUUUCAGAUAGCUAAAAUUGCGGUUCCCUUCCAGAUGACUUAGCCCAGAAAACAAAACUUCUGGGUGAUUGGGGUGCAGCCCAAUUUCGUCAUUUGUAUUCUAAAGUAAUUGCGGCAGACAUUAUGGAGGCCUUUGAAGAUAAUAAUGAGGAUAUGAAUUCAGUAGGUGAAAGAUUUAAGAAAACAUUUCUACCGCUAGGGGGAGCCGUGCCUGCUGCUGAAGUGUUCCGGCGUUUUCGAGGUCGAGAUCCGUCUGUCGAAGCUUUGUUAAAAUCAUUGAACAUCUGGCGAGAUACGCGAACCCCUCACAGUUUAUAAUUUGAUUUUUAAAACCACAAAAUAUGAAAUUGUUUGAAAUUUACUUUUUUUAAUAAAGAAAUUGUGACGCCGCGGAAAUCAACAAAACACCUUCGAAAUGUUGAAAAAUUGCGCAUUCUAUACCCGAUAU
This is a messenger RNA of Glossina fuscipes, 1894 nucleotides long. Its product is annotated as probable cytosolic oligopeptidase A. Gene Ontology annotation, molecular function: metalloendopeptidase activity. Gene Ontology annotation, biological process: peptide metabolic process; proteolysis. The record is from RefSeq and is a predicted model, not a curated record. Lineage: Eukaryota; Metazoa; Arthropoda; Insecta; Diptera; Glossinidae.